AUGGGGUGUGGUGGGUCCAACGCCAAAGUUAUAGACAAGCUAAUCCCAACAAAUCCCGACUGGAAGUUUUCUGACAGUAUUAAAGUUGAAGAUAAUCGAAUAGUACAGUAUAAAGAUCAUGGUUCCCUGUCGUCGUGUGUCGGGAAAAACGUCAUCACAUCAAUCUCCGUGAAAAUGAUGCCAUCGCAAUCUUAUCUCUUUGUUGGCCUAAUGGAGCUUAAUGCUUCAAAAAGUUAUACGAUUAACUCUGAUGGGGUGAUGAAGAAUGCUGGGGUAUAUGGCUUAGGGAUGAAACAAGAUGAAGUUAUAAUGAAUGGGGUGACAACGCAUUAUAAGCGUCCAACUAUUAAUAACAAUGAAACUAUAGAAUUAAAGUAUCAGAACGAUAGAAUUAUGUUUAAAAUCAAAAACGAAUGGGACUUACUUUAUGUGGUAGGCGAAGGAAAACAGUUCGUCUUUGUUUGUGAGAUGUGCCAUUUACACUCAAGAGUCGAAAUACUCGAUACUAAUAAGGAACUAUUAACGGGAACUCCUCCAAAGUAA
This is a messenger RNA of Entamoeba invadens IP1, 543 nucleotides long. RefSeq lists its product as hypothetical. The coding region runs from base 1 to 543 and encodes 180 amino acids. The record is from RefSeq and is a predicted model, not a curated record. NCBI's taxonomy places the organism in Eukaryota, Evosea, Mastigamoebida, Endamoebidae. The transcript has a single exon.